GAAAUCUGGAGGAAGCAGGAAAUCAUAAAGUUAUUGAGGCAACCCAGGGGCAGAAAAGUCAGGAAAGAAAUUUUACCCGCGUUUCUUCCCAAGCCUGCUUCAGAAAUAGCAGCAUAUUUUAAUCGGAGGUUUAUGUGGCUAUGCGGACCGAGCCAUCCACAAUGACAGAUGUGGAGGCUGGGGUCGUCAACUUUGCAUCCUCAGCGAGGGCAGGCCGCCGGAACGCCUUGCCAGACAUCCAGAGUUCGGCCACUGCGGGGGGAACCUCAGAUCUGCCCCUCAAGCUGGCAGCUCUCUCCAUGAAGGAAGAUGAGAAAAAGCAAGAUGAAGAAACAACACAAGACCCAUCAGAAAAGCCCACAAAUGAAGGGAAUGAAGGCUCAUAAUCUAAGAAGAGUGCUGGAUUCCUGCCCAUUUAAAGACUUAGUGACUCUGUUUCUCUGAGAUGUUUGAUCUGGUGGUAACUAUGGUAACACUGCAGCCCUAAGCAACAUGUGUGUAUUAGAUGUUUUUGCUGUGAUGCUGAUCACUUGGAUUGCAACAAUGAUGUCCAAUGGAGGCCAUCAAAAGGCAGGUUCCUUCCAAACCGCACCCAAGGACAAAGGUUAAGAAUGCAUGAUCACUCAAAUACAUAUCAUUGUCUAUAAACCCAACAAAGUUCACUGUACUUUCUUGGAUUCAUUUAGCCACAUGUACUUUUAAUUCAAUUUUUAUGGUGAUGGGCUUAUGUGAUAGGUUUACAAUGACCAUUCCUUGGUAAAUGUAAAGCAAACACCUUUAUUUUAAAACUUUAUGGAAUUUGUAGGAAAUUAGGUUUUUCGAUGAGAAUAGUCAAAACUCACAUGGAUAUAGUAUGUUUGCUUUUAAUCAAAAUACACCAGAUUCUUUCCAAACCUUAAAAAAGAUGUGAAAACAUUAUUAAAGUUUGAUAGCAUAAACAUCUUUAGGAUGUUUUUGUCUGAUAUCUUUUGCUUCUAGUCUGUGCAUACUGUGAUUUUUCAUGUGAACCCCUAUGCUAAAAAAUUUGUGACAGAUUGUUUAUAUGGAACAUGGCUAUUAAAUGAGUUUUAUUAUCUUCCUUAACUUUUGUGUGUGUACGUGUAUGUGUGUGUGUGUGUAUAUGUUUUACUUUAAUGUUAAUUAUACAAAAUACCUUACGAGUUGCUAUACUCUAUCUUUUCUUAUUCUUGGGGUUUUUGUGUAUGUAUGAUUUGUUUCUAAAAUGAUUUCCUCAGGAAUGAGGACCUUAAUUUUUCUAUCUUUCCUAAAGUAUUGAUAGCUAACAGAGCAAUAGGCACUUACAUAUUUAGUCAAUUAUAUAGGUAGACAUAGCAAAAUAUAUCCUUUUAAUGUAUAUGGAAAUAUAUAUUUUAAAGGAACAAAAACCAAAGCUUUAGCAGAUUUUAAUUUAUUAGACAUUUUAGAAAAAUUACAGAAUUCUGAAUUUUUUAAUUUGAAUAAUGAAUUUAUUUUCACUUUCAGAAAUAUGUGCAUGUAGCUACAUUUUCUUUGAUUGCUGUCUUAGACCAAGUCUGUAUACAAUAGCCAAAUAAAUUCUUUCACCAUUAAAGAAAUUUAUUAUUGACA
Messenger RNA from Carlito syrichta (Philippine tarsier), 1587 nucleotides. It is a transcript of the gene PKIB, whose product is annotated as cAMP-dependent protein kinase inhibitor beta. The transcript has 4 exons. The coding region runs from base 141 to 386 and encodes 81 amino acids. The record is from RefSeq and is a predicted model, not a curated record. Gene Ontology annotation, cellular component: cytoplasm; nucleus. Gene Ontology annotation, biological process: negative regulation of cAMP-dependent protein kinase activity. Gene Ontology annotation, molecular function: cAMP-dependent protein kinase inhibitor activity. NCBI's taxonomy places the organism in Eukaryota, Metazoa, Chordata, Mammalia, Primates, Tarsiidae.